GCCAUAGUAGCGGGGAAGUUCAUUUGAGUGUCCAUUAUGAACACGACGAACAGCGCGGUUCGCCUCUUCGCCGCGUUGCCCUCAGCGGAACCCGGCGGUAGAGACAAGCAGCAGGGCCUGGAGGGAACAGCGCUCCCGAGAGAACGCCUCGGUACGCCGGCGAGGGAAGUUCAGGUCACCGGGGCGGCGGAGGUUUCCUGCCGGGCCGACCGAGCGUCAGUGCGGAUCAGCGUGACCAGCACCAAGGGGUCGGUGAACGAUGUGACCAACAGCAUUUCACGGCGACUGGAAUACAUUUUACAGACUAUAAGACAGCACGGCGUUGGGGACGAACACACGUCAGUGAGGCGGUUUCUUCACAGAGACGUCGACGCCUUCAGCAUGGAGGCGGAGGUCGUGGUGACUUUCUCAGAGUUCGAGAAGAUGGAGCAGAUGUGCAGCUUCCUGCUGGACAAGCUGGACAAGAGCGUCCAUGUGGGGGCGCCCCAGUUCUUCCACAGCGACACACGCCUGCAUCAGCUGAGGCUGCAGGCGUGUUUAUCAGCAGUGGAAAAUGCACAGCAGAAGGCCAGCAAGAUCAGUCAGCUGCUGGGGGAGAGUCUGGGAUCUCCCCUGCUGGUCAGAGAGGAGGAGACCAAGGAGUGGAGGAACGAGGAGGAGGCUGCAGGCAGAGAACACGGCUCAUUGCCCCGUCUUCCCUUCAUUCCCCACGUGCCUACAGCCAGCGCCUCCUCACAGGUGUCCAUUACCUUCAGCUUCAGAGACAAAAGCAAGAAGAGGCUCUAAACGCACCAGAAACACACAGUCGCAGAGUCUAAAAAACAUUUUAUUGCACAGUUUUCACACUUAAACAGAAGUGCAAAUUUCCUUGCGUCAGAAAUGCAUUCCUAAAAAAGGUGAUUUCAAGCCUUUAAUGGAGAUUUUAACAGAGACUGUAAAGGUGCGGUGGCCUUCAUUAAAAAUCAUCUGCACAAUGUAAGAUGGCAAACUUUCAAAAAUAAAGAUGCCUUUAUUGCA
Molecule: messenger RNA, 1017 nt
Organism: Fundulus heteroclitus (mummichog)
Lineage: Eukaryota; Metazoa; Chordata; Actinopteri; Cyprinodontiformes; Fundulidae
Gene: irak1bp1
Product: interleukin-1 receptor-associated kinase 1 binding protein 1
Exons: 5
Coding region: 37-786 (249 amino acids)
Biological process (GO): immune response; canonical NF-kappaB signal transduction
Source: RefSeq, a predicted model, not a curated record